Messenger RNA from Alosa sapidissima (American shad), 4238 nucleotides. RefSeq names its product peroxisome proliferator-activated receptor gamma, coactivator 1 beta (gene ppargc1b). The record is from RefSeq and is a predicted model, not a curated record. Gene Ontology annotation, molecular function: RNA binding; transcription factor binding. Lineage: Eukaryota; Metazoa; Chordata; Actinopteri; Clupeiformes; Clupeidae. Gene Ontology annotation, biological process: positive regulation of transcription by RNA polymerase II. Gene Ontology annotation, cellular component: nucleus.
UCUCAUUCUCUCUAGAAGAUGGCGGACUGCGCUUCACUGUUGGAUGAGGAGCUCUCUUCCUUUGUCUUCAAUUACCUGACAGAAAACUCCGGGAGCCAGUAUGGGGAGGAGGAGGUCUGUUCAGACCGCCUGGACGCAGACUUCCCUGACCUUGACCUCUCUCAACUGGACGCCAGCGACUUCAACUGCCUUAGCGAGCUGCACUGGUGCACAGACCAGUCGGGCAGCUCCCCGGCCUCCAGCCACUACGCAGGGGACCCCGAGUUCUUUGAGAUAGAAGAGGAAAAUGCAGCUCUGUUGGCAGCACUCACAGACAGCCUGGACGGCAUCGUGGAGGACGAGGUGGGGGGUCUGUCUGUCUUUCCCUCGCUGGCUGACGGACCCGAGGACGAGGACGAUGUAGACGAGGACGACGGACGGCACCGGCUCUGCUCGCAGAAGCAGCAGCAGCAGCAGCAUGGCCCCCUAGUGGACACAGAGCUGUUGUGCAGCUCGCCCAGCUCCGAGCCUGAAGACCCGUCUCUAUUAAAAAAGCUCCUGCUCACCCCCCCAAACGUGCCUGUGGGCCUCGACUCUCACAAAGAGGCCAGUUUCCAUCGCCAUAGCAGCCGCAACCACCACCUCAAGCCUGUGAGGCCUCCCGCUAAGACUGCAGACAGCACAGGCUCUCAGGAGCGUAAGCCCCGGGCAGUGCGCCCAGCUGGCCGCCUCUGCACAGAGCUGCACCGUCACCUGACCACCGACAGGCAGGAGCCCGACACGGAGGAGGAAGAGGAGGAAGAGGCGGCCGAGGAGGAUGAUGAUGAGGACAGUGAGUCCGAGGAGGAGGACGGCGAGGAAGAGGAGGAGGAAGAAGAGGAGGAGGAGGAAGAGGAGUCCUCCGGCAGCGAGGGCGAGAGUUGCACCUCGGCGACACCCCUGGGUCCCCCGGCACCUCUGCCCAAACCCCAGUUCUCGUCGGAGCGCGAGCUGCACUCGGUGGUGGAGCUGGUAAAGUACAUGCACACCUACUGCCUCCCCACGCGCAAGCAGGCCAGCUGGGACCGCAAGGACCGCGAGGCGGCUGCCGCCCCGGCCCGCCGGGCAGCUCCCUCUGCCGGCGCCUCUGCCAGCGUCCAGCGGGGCACAGCGAACUGCCACAAGCCCGCCGCCGCGGCCGCAGGGGCUAGCACCAGUCACCAUGGCAGCAGCGGCGUGGGGGCGGUGCGUCCACGGCUGGCGUUCACGCGCCAGCGCGAGGUGCGGGCGUACUCGCUCCUCCGGGAGCUGCUGCAGGCCGUCAGCCCGCUGGACGUCAGCAAGCCCUACCGCCUCCACAGCCCCCCCUACUGCGCCGGAGGCGCAAAGACUGACGCUGCCAGCGCCGCUGUCACACGCCCACAGACCCUGACGACCGCCCCCGCCUCUCCGCAGGUGGCCCACGGCUCCCGGAAAAGCCCGGAACCGGAGGCCGAGCCGGCAGCGGAUGAGGACGGCGAGCAGGACGCCUCGUUCUCGGUGCGGCGCUCCCGCCGUCUCGCCUCGUUCCCCAGCCGCUUUGCCAAGAGGUCGCGACCCAUGCGGGUCCCGUCCAGCCCCGCCUCCACGGCCACCUCCACACCUACCGACGAGCCCCUGCAGGUCUCCAUGGACACGGCCACGGCCCACAAGGACGGCCUCCACAAGAGCCCCGAGUGCAGCGGCAGCCCUCUCUGUGACAGCGAGAACAGAUCCUGCCUCUGCCUUCCGCUUACUCCUAAAUCCACAGGAGACUCGCAGUAUGCCAACAAGCCCUUUGAGGCGACACUUAGCGUGGAGCUGUGUGGCACAGCAGGCCUGACUCCUCCGACCACCCCCCCUCACAAGCCUGUGGAGGAGGAGCUCUUCAAGCCAUCGCCGUCCCCUCCCUCCCGGGGCUUCCUGUCGCGGAGUCACGCACGGAAGCUUCCGGAGCAGACGGAGCUGUACGCGCAGCUCCAGCGCAUGGGCCAGGCGGGCGGCUCACACGGGCCCCUCCGCCCGGGGUCACUGCGUUCCUAUGGCGACCACGACUACUGCCUGCUCAACCUGUCCGAGAGCCGCAAACGCCCGGCCUCCGCUCUGCUGACUCCCACCAGUCCCCCGGCUACCGUCACCAUGACCGCCGCUGCUGCGGUCACUCCAGCCCUGCAGGCGUCCAGCGAGGUUGGGGAGAAGCAGGCGGUGAUGGUCGAUGAGGGCAGUCGACUCUGCUCCAAACUGCAGAGCCAGCCGGCGCAGCGGUACGAGGGGAAGGAGGGGGAGGGCCGACGGGCGGCCGACUGUUCGUCCCCGCCCCAGGCGCUCUCGGCGAGGAACGUGGACGAGGACGUCGGGCCGCCACGCUCGCCGUCUCCCGGCAACGUGCAUCCGGCCGCUCCCUGCUGCGAGCCCCACUCUCCCAGCAGCAAAGUCAGCUACAGCUGCGAAAACUCUGAGACCUGCCACGGCGACAAACAGCGAAAUAAAGCAAAGCCCGGACAGCAGAACGAUGAUAACUGCCGGGUGUUCUACAUUCACAACCUGCCCAGCAGUGUGACCCAGAGCAUGCUGCGCAAGCGCUUCGAGGCCUUCGGUGACCACGAGGAUUGCAGAGUGGUCAUCAAAAACGAGCCAGUCAGUAGAGAGCGCUGUGGGGUGAUCACCUUCAGGAAGGGACAGAGUGGCGGUUCUCAACGGUACCGGUCAGGGUACCAGAACGUGGGCAACGGAUCACGUCGGCUCAGCCGGAAACGCUACAUAGACCUGGAUGAGGCUGGCCCUGGCCCCGUGAAGAGCAAGUACGACUCGAUGGACUUUGACACCCUCCUGAAGGAGGCCCAGAAGAGUCUGCAUCGCUGACGGGCCGCGCCACGCCGCGCCUUUACUCGCCUCGUCCACUCGGAUCACUAACGGCCCAGUUUUCCUGCUCCUCUCUCCAGCUCCUGCAGUCUGACUGACUGACCGCCUCAACUUGGUCCCGGUCCUGUUGUGGACACGCCUCAGUACCUCAAAGCAAGGCCCUUCUUAAUGUUUACAUUUUCAACAUCGGAAAAUAAGAAGCAGACCUUGGCUCACUUCUACUGAGGGACACCUCUGAGAUUCACGAGGAGCAGGAGACAGGAGGAUUUUAAAAAAGAGAGAGAGAACAAACAAACAAAACGAACAAACUUACUCAAAGAAACAAACAAACAAACAAACAAAUGAGAAGUGAAACAACAAGAAACACUGAACACAAAUGCUGCUUCCUGUGUGUGUUUUCCAAGACGUCAUCGUUGCCACCUUAUUGCUAAAGGCCGAGGUCUCUGUAGCACCCCUGUGUUCCUUGCGUUUGGUCAUUGUGCCGUGUGUGUGUGUGUGUGCGCGCGCGCGUGUGUGUAUGUGCGAGCGCGUGCUUUUUGUAUCCUUUUCCCCCUUGUAUUCGUGAGCUAUUGGCUGAGUCGCGGGGUAUAUUCCUGUGAUAGUUUGUCAUAACGUAGCUAUAGAAAUAUUAGCAACCUGUUGAUGUUCAACUGUGUGUGUGUGUGUGUGUGUGUUGACAAGCUUUUUUAAAUUAAGAAAAAAAAAAAGAAAUUGAACCUAAAUCCUGAUGUAGAGUUUACAAAUCACAGAAGAGAGACAAAAAAGUUCUUACUGUUAAAAAAUAAGAAUGAACUAAGAAUAACCUGUAUGUGCUUCCUUGAUUUUCCUUCUAUGCACUCGUGGGUUUGUGCUACUCCUGAGUCCAUCUACCCUCAGUACCACGGCAGCUCAGGGCAGGGCUGCUGGCCACAGGCGGGGUUGUCUCUCUCCCACUUUCACACACACAUGCACGCACGCACGCACGCACGCACGCACAGACAUGCACACACGCACUACCAACUACUAUCAAACUUCUUUCUGAAACAAGUCCACAUCACUCUCAUAAUAGCUACAGUAGAUGUCUACUGUUUUUUUGUUGCCAAGGCUAUUUUUUAUUUUCCCUUAUCAAGAUCACAGUGUACUCCUUGGGGAAAAACUCAUUAAGACAGAAAUUAAUACCCCAUUUAGCAGACUAGUUUAUCAGUGGGUCAUUGUAGCUUCAGCCAUAAAUGGACACACGGUUUGUUUUGGUGUUGUAAUGUAAUGGCAACACUCUGACGAUAUUUCCCAGGAGCCCAGUUUCUCACUGGCUUUCAUCACGGGGCAGCCGUGGCCUACUGGUUAGCGCUUCGGACUUGUAACCGGAGGGUUGCCGGUUCGGACCCCCGACCAGUAGGCACCUAAACCCUCACUGCUCCCCG